CACAAGAGGCAACACCUAGCUACCGCUCUUUUGUUUCUUCCCUGUGCCUCUCUACUAACGAUGCUGUGUCACCGUUUGGCUCCCCACCACCAGCUGACUGCGCAUGACGGCGGCGUCGACACCCUGAGCUCGGCUGCCAUAACGAGGAGCCGAGAGAGUGGUUCCAUUCUACAAUGAUGUCCUUACGAAUAUCUAUCUCUGCACAUCAAACCAGAUAUAUUCGGAAGCGAGCUGUUUUGCUUGCUUGUUUCCUAUUUGAGCAGGCCAAAUAAAUACACCUUCCUGACAUAGAUAGUUUUCUUCAUAUUUACCAGUUCACCAGUUCACCAUGACCCCUGCCGAUGAUGAGGGACUUUGUGGCGGGCCGUGAUGCCAACCCAACAAUGUUGAGAAGAAUAGCAUCCCGGAAAUGCAUUCCGUAGUAGGACAAACAACAGUCUCGUAGGAUGGAAACAUGUGAGCGGGACACAGGCGUGGCCAAUCAUGGCGGGGUGAAGUCUUUGCCAGCGGGACGGAAUUCGACGAUGAAACGGGAGCUGUUUCAUCAACCACCACGCUCCACCAAGUCGGCAAGUCGUGCCUGUUAGCUUCUCAACCCCGCACUACGCCUGUCAGCUAGCACUCGUCGCCGUUCGCCUUAACUGCGACUACCGGGGGACAAUGAAGUCAUCGUCCGAAGAGCGGUCAAUGGCACCGGGUUUGCUUGAUAAAGUUGAAGCAGUUCAACGAGAUUACCAUCAUGCAGCCUUGCGAGGAAGACCCUAUUCACCACCCCAUCACCACGCCAGGCUGUCGGAAGCACAAGGUAUGCCCAAGGUCUGUCGUUGCUCGUUCGAUCUCCAAGCCAUCAUUCGCUCUGUUCUGUUGAUUACCGUUGCUGCCCCCUUUUUUUGCCCCCCGUGGGAACCGAAUGAUAGGAGCUGGCUGGGCUGGGCCACAAUCCCCCCUAACGGAGGGGUGAUGGUCAGACCAAGAGGCCAGGCGGCUACAAACAUAUGCCUUCUGGGGAAUCCUGGAGUAGGUGAUGGCCGAGACGGUGUUGCGGAAGCACAGGCACAGCACAAAAAAAGAUCACCAGGGCAUGGCAUGGUUUUGGGGCCAUUGGGGAAAGAUUCGGCUUUGUCAUCCGUCGUUGGAGGUUCUGGAAUCCAGACCUUUCCUUCCAUCUUGGCACCGGUGCAAGCCACAAACGAAAAGCUCACGCCACGGUCUGAACAGUGGCCCCGCUUUCACCCGUCAGCCCCGAAUUCACAAGGAAAAUUCCUGGCAUAUCCUCCCCCCCGCCCCACCACCACCACCAACACCACUCACCAGCUGAACAUAACGACUGAUAGGGUGAUGAAGACAUCGCCUCUUUAUGCAAUGACCGGGCCAGCACAGGUGCCCGGCCACCCGACAGUGAUGGGAGUCCAGACUGCUGUUUUGUUUGUUGGAAGCGGAUAUCCAAUCUGCACCUCAUCUCGAUUCGUAGGCGCAAUGUCCCACCCCAUUUCGAUGGCCAGCACUGAUCGCCGGGGGGUUCAUCCGGUCCCUCGACUGCCCGCUGGGAGCAGAACACAACAGCUGAGCUCUGACAGCACCGAUUGGCAGGAGCCCCCUGUCGGGAGACCAUGUCCCGGUCGCCUGCCAUUGGCCAGACUGUUCCCAAAACCGGUAUGAUAACAUCAUCCUACAUCGAGACAGCAAAUGCCUGGCAAUUCACCACGUCUCCGCCCUGAUUUCCUGCGCUGGGAUCGAUGAAAAUCGAAAGAGGGGUGGGAACAAGCUCCUGAAUGCCCAGAUGGAGGCUUCGAGCCCAUUGGACCAUUGGACCGUGCUUCGCUGGAAAAUGGCACUUUGCUUUUGCUUUCUUGCAUCUCACUUUUUCUCCCAUGUCUUUCUGUGUCUGUCUGUCUGUCUUGUCUUGUCUGCCGUCCUACCUAUGAAGUCCUACCCGGCCUGAAUCGAACUUCUUUUGAUAGCUCUUUCAUGUGCUCUCGGACCAACCUCGUCCACCUUUGCUGUAUCUUUUUCAACAGGCCGUUCCCUCAUUGUCACCCAGGGGUCCACGUACGUCCACGUCCCUGUAUCAAAUCAUCUGAUCUACGCCGGCUGUGACGUCGCCGGAGCUUGUCUUGGGAUCACAUUCGGCUCUCGGCCCUAAGAGUUGGAAAUCACCUUGGGUUUGCUGUUUACGGCCCUCAGGACCUGCCGAAAUUUCACGGCCGUUAGGUGGAGGCUUCGACUGCUCCGCGUUCCGGGACGGGGGCUCCGCCAAACAUGUUGAGAGGCUCAACCGUAUCUCACCUCGCUACCUCCGAUACCUAUCCUGCCAACCUCCGCUUCUCUUUUCUGUGAACCGGCCUGGCCAUCGAUCCUGGCUCUUCUUUUCGACCCAAUUCGAUACCCGAAACACGUCUCGCACCGAAUACCCUCCCAAUACCAAAAUCAAGGGUCCAGCAUUCUGUCUCGCUUCUCGCAGCCCCCCGUCUAGCUUGUUCUCGCCUGUUCGCAUAUCUUUCGCCGGCCUGCUCCUGUUUUAACGUUCAAAGAUUGCCCCCAGACCAAGAACAACAAGUGACUAACCCUACAAUUCUAAUUGCAGGCCCUUGUCAAGGUUUUCAUUGGGAAAAACCCGCACGCAGGCACUGCUUUGUAGGAAACCCAACUUCCACCAUCGACUUUGAAUUCAGAGUUCAACAUGUCGAGACCACCAUCCAAACAUUUACAAACCCAGAAAAGGACGAGAUCGGGCGUUUCUCUCACCAUGACGGAGCCGGAUGGAUCUGAAGCAGCCUACAGCCCCACGACCCCGAGUUCCCCGACGAGUUCUCAUGGCGAACAUCGAAGAAGUUUUUCUCUCAACUCGAUCAAAGGACGGCCAUGGCGCUCCAUGAGCAACAGCAACAGAGACCGAGAUUCUACACCAGACUCGGCGUUUAGGGGCCAUGUGAGGAAAUUAUCCAAAUCACGACCAUAUUCGGCAUCUCCAGUCGAUGGCUUCAGUCGACGUAGCUCAGGCAUUUCCGAGGAUCACAUCCAAAGUCUUCACAGCCGGUUGUCGUUCACCACAGCAGAUCCCCCGAGUCUCACCCCAAGUUCGUCAUCAUGUUCCUUCGACUGGAAAACUCAAAGAGUAGAGGGGGGAUGUGCGCUGGAACCGGAUACAAGUCUGUUGAAGACCAAGACUCCAUACCUGGUGGUCACAACGGACUAUCUUCUCAAGAUGAAAAGCCGUGCCGACGCAGUGGCAUUAAUUCCAUCAUUGGCCAUUGAAGGCGAGAAAGCGCACCAUGGCUCCCCCCCGGAGCCUGCUCUCGCCAUCCCUAUAUCGACUGUUGUGGCAGCCUUCUACUCGGAAAGCAUCAAGCCGUCGUUUGGAAUCGAAGUAUGGUGGAAGGGUUUUGGCGGCCAGUCGUUCUACCGGUCCGAGUUCUUUUUCAGCUUACCGCGGGAGCAACAGAAGAUGCUCGAGAGCAUCACGCGAGUAAUAGGGACAAAAGAGCAGGACGAGUCUGGGUCUUCGAACAAGUGUGAUGAUAUCAAACCACUCAUGCAAAAGAUCCAGAUGAUGGAGGAGCCAGUAUUCGCAAACAAGGAGUUGGAGAUCUUCCCGGUGAUCCCACGAGGACAUACGAGGAAGGAGUACAUGCCAAAGAUGGAGGAUGCGUCCAAGAAGUCUCAGGAGGGCUCGGCGUACUAUCUGGUCAUUGGCACAUAUCUCUGCUACCUCGCCGAAGUUCAGAGAGGGAAGGCUGGCUCAAGCUGCAAGCACAGGACGUUCGGCCUGGUCACACUGAACUCGGUGGUUGGGGAUUGGUCCUUCCACGAGGAGAGGUUUAAUAUCUCGUUCCGUGAUCCCUUCAAGACGUCAGUGACACUCGAACUUGCCAGCCGCUACUAUCGACAGAUCAUCCGCAUCCUUGGUACCGCUGACCGCUUUAUCAAGCCCAACUGGCCCCAACUUUGGCAGAACCUGGAAAUCUUCUCGGUUUCUGGGCUUCGGAACCCUCAGUACUUGGUCUCUCGGGAAGACUACGGCGCCAUCAAGCGCACACUUGACGCUCACAUUGCCGGGUAUCGUUGUGCGCCUGUCGAGUGGGAGAUCAACUGGAAGACUCGGCAUGCACCCGAGUUUCGACUGCUCCCGCCAAAGCAUGCGGGACUGUACACAGGCCUUCAACUUUUGGCUGUUCUCAGGGCGCUCAGGUAUAAUGACUAUUUCAACUCGCUGUCUUUCAAGGACGUGGACCUGUCGAUGCUGCACGGCGUGGAUGACAAUCUGGGCGGGGGCAUCAACGUUGCCUACCUGAGCCGGACUUGCAUCAAACUCACCAAUGAUGAAGUGCAGCUGCUGAAGACCUGCCCGGUGUUGCACCAGGAGUUCCAUGCUCUGGCUUAUUGCUCUGAGACGAUUCGGCAAAUCGAUUUCACCAACUGCAGCUAUGAGCUGAACAGGGGAAAGACAGCCGACAGCCACUACCCGACCCUCCAGUUCCUUACGCCUAUCCUCCAUCUCCUCAAGACCGGCAUCUCAAAGUGCAACCGUUUGAUCUUGGCCCACAAUCACCUUUCUGAACAUGACAUCAGCAACCUCGCCGAGACCAUGGAAACGGGUGCCAUCAGAGCCCUGGACAUCUCGGCUUGUGGCUUGGACGAUAUGGGUGUGAGGAGGAUCGUCAUUGACCCUCUGAUGGAGCGCCCUCUUCCUCUCGAGUCAUUGACAGUUGCGGGCAACUAUGGUCGAUUGCCCGCGUAUAUUUUGCCUGACCUCCUGCAGCAACUUCCUGAAAUUAGAGAGCUCAACCUCUGUGGCAGCAUUUUGGGAGACAGUUCGGAUGUGGGCCCGCUAUUGCCCUUUGAGCUGCUCGAAAGCCUCCAGUGGCUUGAGUCGAUCGAUAUCACGGGGUGGCUGAUCAACGAUGAGACCUUGAUGGACCUACAGCGCUUCCUGAUGGCGAGAAGCUGGAAACUGGAUCACAGGCAGUUUUCAGCCUUCCGCCGGCUUGUCCUCAAGCAAUGCGGUAUCACGGGAUUCAAAGCUGCGGCAUUGUUUGAAGCCGUUGGGAAGGAUCAUGGCCUGCAUAUCGGCCUGAGCAACAAUCCGAUCGAGAACGGCAUUGGAGAGUUGGCUGCUGUCAUUCGGGAGAACAAGGGACCUGCUGGUCUGGAUAUGGAAAUGGUUGAGUUCCAGGACGAGGAUAACUACCUCGCUCUGAUCCACGCCUUGACCGAGACCAAGUACCUCACCGUCCUGAACAUGGCCGGUACAGCACCUGCUCCUUCUCCUACUGGCGUUUGCAGUUCCGAGAUGGUCAGCGCGCUGCAUGACUUGUUUGCGCGCAACACUUCCAUCCGGUGUCUUGAUCUCUCGGGCUUUUCCGGCAGGCUUGACGAUGGCCAACUGACCAAGGGAUUCGGCCGCAGCUUGAGCGGUCUUGAGCAUAACAAGGCGAUGACCCACCUGCGGAUUCGGAACCAGAACCUCCACGACGACGCAGGCACGCUGGGCCAGUCCUUGAAGAGGAACAAUACACUGAUGGUCCUCGACUGCCAAGACAACAACCUCAAUCUGAACAGUUUUGGGUUCUUGGUCGACAGCAUGAAGAUUAACAGGACGAUCAUCGACUUCCCCUUCACCCCCAAGGAGCGCGCCGACAUUUGGAAGAAUGUCCUCAAGGGCCUUCGUCCAGGGCCACGCCCACCUCAGGCCAAAACUGGUCUCCACUUGGGCAAAGAAAAAAAGCACAAGGAUAAGAAGGACGACAAGGACAAGCAGCCUGCGCUUCAGCCCGACGUACAGGAAACUGCUUUGUGGACCAUCUUGGAGAAGCAGUUCAGGCAGCUGGACGAACACAUCGAGCGCAACCGCGAGCUUCUUGAGGCAUCAUCCGGCCAGGUCUUUGAUUUCGAGUCCCCAGCCUCCACCCCUAUCGACGCCGGACAGGCGGGCGGUGGUUUCAAUGCUGGUCCUGCUGGUGCAAGCGAGUGGCCCACCCUUCUUGAUCUCGAGUUCGACAUGGGCACCAUCGACCUGAACGACAGCACCACCCCUCCACCUGCGGUUGCCGGCCCUGUAGGCGAGGCAGUUGCUCAUGACGGGACAAUCCUUUUGCAGUCCAGCCCUGACCCGAAAUCCACACCCGCGACCGAGGCCCCCAAGAAGGAGAAACACAGGCCACCCCCUCUCAUCCGUCGGAAGACUGUCCGUUCCUCUGCCCUGGACAAGGAGUCCCGGGAUGAGCCCCCACCGACACCUUCCUACUCCUUGAUCGGCCACGUCGGAGUAGGCAGCACAAUGUUGAACGCUGCACCCGACUAUCCCCCUCCCCCUCCUCCUCCACCCCCCGCCAUGCUCGCGGCCUUUGCCGGGGUCGAGUCACCAACUGAUACCCUCGACCCAGUCUCGGAGGUUGAGACGCCCGGGCCGGAUGAGUUGCUGCCUACAAUGGCUGAGCUUCACAUUAAGAACUAUAAUAACAUUAGCGUGGCCAACAACAUCAAUAUCACCACCGCUACCACCAAAACCAACACUACUAUCACCACGACAACCAUCACGCACAGCAGCAGCACUAGCACGAACAAUAGCACUAGGGGUCAUAGGUCUACCCCGUCAAAUCAGAGUAUGGACGAGGAGGAGAAGUUAAGGGAGAUGUUGAGUCAGUAUAGGGGUGGAUUUAUGGUGGGGGGGUUUACUGACUGAUUUUUUUUUGGGGGGGGGAUUUGUUCUAAUUUGUUUUGGUGGGGGAAAGCGGAGGUUGUUUUGAUAUGAUAUGAGGAAAAGCAAGGGGUACAUAACAUAGUAUAUAGAGGGGCAUAAAUGGCAACAUAAUACGCAUAUAUAUUUGGAAUUUUGGAAGGGUUGGAGGUUUGGGACAGGGAAGUUUUGAAUCAUUCAGUGUUUUUUUUUUCUUUAUCAUCAUUUGGCAUGGCAGAGCAGAGCAUGGGAGUGGAUUUCAUCUUGGGGGGAAUGGUUGUUGUAAGAUAAAAGGGGAUGAUGGAGAGGUUGAUACCCUAUAGAGGAUAGUUAAUAUUGAGUUUAUUUCCAAACAUGUAAUGUUUGUCUAUCUCGGUCGUCUUGUGUCUUUUGUUAUAUUGAGAGCUUGUGUUGUUAUGGUACUCUUCACAAAGCAGGUGCUCCUUCCUCUAAUAGCCAG
Messenger RNA from Podospora pseudocomata, 7136 nucleotides. RefSeq lists its product as uncharacterized. The record is from RefSeq and is a predicted model, not a curated record. The coding region runs from base 2681 to 6682 and encodes 1333 amino acids. The transcript is spliced from 5 exons. Gene Ontology annotation, biological process: cell migration; regulation of Arp2/3 complex-mediated actin nucleation. Gene Ontology annotation, cellular component: lamellipodium; plasma membrane. NCBI's taxonomy places the organism in Eukaryota, Fungi, Ascomycota, Sordariomycetes, Sordariales, Podosporaceae.